CAGCAGCACACACACUCGGGUCUCGAGCUCCCUCCCCCCGCGUGUCGCCCUCGACGGCGUCGCCGCGCCGUGCCCAGCCCCAUGGAUCCCGCCGCUGCGGACCGGCCGUGUGUCAUCCAGUCGCUCCCGGCGAACUGCAACACCCUACCGCCGCCCCUGGUCCAGGCACUCCCGGCGAACUGCAACACCCUACCGCCGCCCCUGGUCCAGGCGCUCCCGGCCAAGACCAACCCCAGCCAGCCUUCCUCCCCCACCGCCAAACGCCGCCACGCGCCUCCUGCGCCGGGCUCGGGCCCGGCGCCCCCGAGCCCGCGCCGCACCCGCUCGGGUGGCGCGCCGGAGUGGACGCCCGCCGAGACGCUUGCGCUCGUCGCCGAGGUGGCGGCCGUGGACGACGGCUGGUCCCGCUCCGUAUCCGCGUUCCAGAAGUGGGCCAUGGUCGCCGAAAACCUCGCCGCCUCCGAGGCCCUCUUGUCGGGGCCCGGGAGCCGCCGGAGAGGGCGCGGGAGCAAGAGGACUGCCGGGGAGUGCCGGCGCCGCUGGGAGGCGCUGGCGGCCGAGUACGGGGCCGUGCGCCGCUGGGAGGUGCGCACCGGGGCGACGUACUGGGAGAUGGGCGCGGCGGCGCGGAGGAAGGCUGGCCUUCCUGCCGAGUUCGACGACGAGGUGUAUGGGGCUAUGGACGCGCUCAUACGGGUCGAGGAGGCGCUGCUUGCGGAUGCUGCUGGCGGUGGUGCGGGUGGGGAGGAUGUAGAGGGCUUGGUUGGCGGCGGCGCCGGCUGCGUUGGCGUCGAGGUGGGUAAGCAGGAUGGCGGCGACUCCGUUGAGGCUGAGGUUGGCGAAGAGCAGGUGCAGCAGGAUGCAUCUGCUGGAGAGGAGGAGGAACAAGACGUCGAUGAGGAUGUGGAAGAAAUGCAGGAGGAUGGGGGCAAUGCUGGUGCUUCAAAUGACCUUGGGCAUGAGACGGGGACGAGUGUGGAACCCGAGAGAAGCCAAGACAUCGCAUCGGAGCUGGCGAACAAGUUACACGAUAACGCGCAGCACAUACAUGCCAUACUGAAGGAAGAGGCUGCCCAGGAUGGUGGCCAGAACCAUGAUCUCGGUAGUUCGAUGCUGCCUGACGCAAUGGAGGCCGCCCGCCGAAAAGCAGAUGAGCUGAUCCAAUCGCUCGGUGGGCUCGUCAGCUACCUGAACCAAUUCACCGAGCUGGUCAAGGAAACUGGGUUUGAGAACAUCGCGACCUGAUUGAUGCGUGAGACGCAGGGCUUCCUUUGGAGGGUUAGAUCUUAGCGCUGUAGUUUCGUUUCUGUGUGUCCGUCAUCUUUGUAAAUAUGACGGCGCUGUAUGACGACCACCACCCAACCCGACUGGUGUAGGGUUUGUAGCAGACACUGUCUAGGUGUCUCGACACCGCUGCUGUUCUGAGGGCUUCUGGCCCCCUGAUUAGUGAGAUGAGAUGCUCACUUCUGUUCGUUUCAGUUCUGUCCCUGAAAGAAAAUUCCCUGAUGCUGAGAGAUUAGUUAAUUUGGUAGCAGUAGCAGUUGUUCUCAGAUGCAUCACAUAUUCACAUGUGAGACAUAAUAUGGGAGGGUGACGCAGGUGUAGCAUCGUCCACAGUGAGGAUUUGUGAAGGAGGUAGGUGUCCUGGGAUAUGGCAUUUGUUUUUGUUGGGACCUGCUCUAUUUCAGAUGUCUGAAAUAUAGUAUGUUUAUAGAUACCGAUCUUUAUCGUU
Molecule: messenger RNA, 1732 nt
Organism: Zea mays
Lineage: Eukaryota; Viridiplantae; Streptophyta; Magnoliopsida; Poales; Poaceae
Exons: 2
Coding region: 82-1245 (387 amino acids)
Source: RefSeq, marked provisional